Trifolium pratense (red clover) is the source of this 2540-nucleotide messenger RNA. RefSeq lists its product as uncharacterized. The record is from RefSeq and is a predicted model, not a curated record. The coding region runs from base 479 to 2191 and encodes 570 amino acids. Lineage: Eukaryota; Viridiplantae; Streptophyta; Magnoliopsida; Fabales; Fabaceae. The transcript is spliced from 11 exons.
UCAUCUAAAUUUUUUUAUGAACCGAAUUUCGUUUAUCUAUAUAAAUAAAAAAUCAAACGCGUCUUUCUUGCUUAAUGGACUCAAAUCUCUUACUAAUUUGUCGUUAUGAGAUCUUCUGCUUUCCUUACCUUGCUCCCAUUUUUCUAUAAUUAGUACUUACGUUCCAUUCCAGCUUGGAUUUUUGUUCUCUUUUGUCCCUACACUAUUUUUUAAACAAAAUUAUAAGCAACACAUUUUAAUUAAUAUUCUAUCCCUUUCAUAUUCAUAACUUGUACUAUCAAAUUAUUAUAUCCCUUAUAAAGCCAUAAGAAAGAAAAUAAAUGAACCAAUUUUCAAUUGGAGUGUAUGAUGACACUUCAUUCCUUCUCAAGUCUCUUCUUGGAUCAUUCACUUAAACCUUUUAAUAUUUAUUUUCCUAAUUUGGUAUAUUCAAUUUUCAGUAGUGGAAGAAGUUUCAGGCUUAGAAGAAGUUGAAAAGAUGAACAAGACCGUGAGAACAAGGUUGAAUCCUAGGAAAGGUUCAGUGUCACAUGAAAAUAUAAUUAAAUUUGCUAUAAAGUCAGAACUCAUUAAAAGUUCUUCUCCUCACAACUCACAAGCCAUGGCUUCAGUUUCAACAAACAAAGAUCUUAGAGUUCCUCAAAACAUGCAAAAAGGCAUAGGAAAUGCAGUUAAAGAUGGAAAAAUUUCCAGCAAAGACAGAAAAAUGGCUUUGCAACAAGAUGUGGAUAGAUUGAAGAAUAAGCUUAGGCAUGAAGAGAACAUUCACAAGGCAUUGGAGAGAGCUUUGAAUAGGCCUUUGGGGGCUCUUCCUCGUCUUCCUCCUUAUCUCCCUCCCUAUACACUUGGACUUGUGGCUGAAGUGGCGGUACUUGAAGAAGAAAUAAGAAGGCUUGAAGAGAAAGUUUUAUAUUUUAGGCAGAAUUUGCAUCAAGAAGCAGUUUACAUGUCAUCCUCCAAGAUGAAACUGGAGCAUUCAGAACCAACACAUGUGAACAAUGCAAACACAAAUGAUAGUACAAAAUUGAGCAAUGUUGUAGCAUCUGCAACUAGGCCUAAAACAACAUUUCCUGAGGAUAGACAAGGAAAAGAGAUUCAAUCAUUUACUCAUUCUUACAAGCUCAACAAGCAGUCCAUAUGCAAAGGCCAAAUGGCAAAAAUUCCAAUUGACAAUAAAUCACUACAGAAAUGUUCUGAACCUCCCAAGAAACAGCAGCAGGAACUUCUUCGAAACAAUCGUCUACAAGAAAUUCCACAAGGAGAUGAAAGUCCAAAUACAAUCUCUGAAAAUAUUGUCAAGUGUUUAACUAGCAUUCUCUUGAGAAUGAGUACACCACCUUUAAGGCCUCUAAAAUCUAAAAACUGUAUUGAAGGAACAGAGUUUUUGGAUCCAUAUGGUAUCUUGGAAUUUGGAAAUAGAGACAUUGGUCCAUACAAGCAAUUAAGUGCAAGUAUUGAAGCUCAUUCUUUCAAUCCAACACAAACUGCUAAGUCUUUGUUUUUACUGCAUCGGUUGAAGGUUCUUUUGAGAAAACUAGCAUUUGUUAACAUUGAGAAUCUCAAGCAUCAAGAGAAGCUUGCAUUCUGGAUCAACAUAUAUAACUCUUGUAUGAUGAAUGCAUUCAUAGAAAAUGGGAUACCAAAGAGUCCUGAAAUGGUUGUUGCAUUGAUGCAGAAGGCAACAAUAAAUGUAGAUGGACAGUUGUUAAAUGCUACAACCAUAGAACACUGCAUUUUAAGGCUUCCAUAUCACUGGAAAUAUCUAAAUUCCAAACAGAUCACAUUAUUAAAGGAAGUGAAAAAUCAUGAAAUGACAGUAAGAAGCAUUUAUGGACUUGAAUUGUCAGAACCUCUAGUGACAUUUGCUCUCUCUAGUGGAACUUGGUCAUCUCCUGCUGUUAGAGUUUACACAGCAUCCAAUGUUGAGAAGGAACUUGAAGUAGCCAAAAGAGAAUACUUACAAGCUGCAGUAGGAAUUUCAACAUCAAAGUUUUUUAUUCCAAAGAUGUUGGAUUGGUAUUUACUUGACUUUGCAAAAGACUUAGAGUCAUUGAUGGAUUGGAUAUGCCUUCAAUUACCAAGUGAACAAAUGAAAGAAACAAUUAAAUUUCUUGAGAAAAGAAAAACUCAACCCCUCUCACAAUUUGUAAAAAUUAUGCCAUAUGAGUUCAGAUUUAGAUACUUGGUAUAAGCAUAAUUUAUUUUUUCAAUUUUUAAAAUGGCUUUGGGGAUACAAUUUGUAUACUACAACAUUAAAGCUCUAGAUCAUACACAUAAGAUAUGUACAUACAUGUCAUUUUAUCAUUAAUCUCAACUAGAAUGAAGGAAUAAAUGUCAACACUGUACAAUCUAUGGAACUUGGCCUAUAGAAUUAAGUAUCAUUAAUCUCACUUUACAGCUAAAUUACCUCCCAUUUUAUCAUUAUUACUCAAGCACUAUAGAAAAGGCGUGAUUAUAGGAUCCUGAUUUCAAAUAUCAGUAUUGGCUCCAACUGAAAAUGUUAUUUCCUUUGUGAAAUAUAAUAGUAUUUGUUUUCAAAC